AUGGUUUUAACACAUGUUCAUCACCUAAACUUGGCGGUUGAUGCAUGGGGAACAGUUGAUAGAUUGAUAAACAAUGCAGGUAUUACUAGAGAUGGUUUAUUGAUGAGAAUGAAGACUGCUCAAUGGAAGGAGGUUAUUGAUCUAAAUCUCACUGUUGUAUACCUAUGCACACAGGCUGCAGCCAAAAUUAUGAUGAAAAAGAAAAAGGGAAGGAUAAUCAACAUAGCAUCAAUUGUUGGUCUUGUUGGUAACGUUGGGCAAACCAGUUGUAGUGCUGCAAAGGCAGGGGUACUUGGCCUCACAAAAACCGUGGCAAGGGAAUAUGCGAGUAGGAAUAUUAAUGUUAAUGUUGUUGCCGUAGGGUUCAUUGCAUCUGAUAUGACUGCUAAACUUGGGGGAGACAUUGAGAAGAAAAUCUUGGAAACCAUCCCCUUGGGGACACGGUGA
Molecule: messenger RNA, 447 nt
Organism: Camellia sinensis
Lineage: Eukaryota; Viridiplantae; Streptophyta; Magnoliopsida; Ericales; Theaceae
Source: RefSeq, a predicted model, not a curated record